AACUAGGAGCAGUGACAAGAAGCCAUGUCACGCUCCGUGGACUCAAGAAGUACCCACAAAAACAAAUUCAACCCACUUUUCCAGGUGCACCCGCGAGCAGAUGCCAUUCGCUCCCAGCUGAUCUACAUCUUUUAUUUGAUUGACCACCUGCGAGGGCUAAGCCAUGCUGUCCCACGGCACAAUAUUCGGGAUUUCUUAGAUGGGAAGAAGCUAAAGAAGUUGAUGCUCACAGACCACCACCAGCUGGUGCGCUUCAACAUCAUGCCCAGCCGGAACAUUCUGGUCACUGACGAGCAACGCUGGCGCAACCGCAUUCAGGUGCGCUGCAGCUACUGGCCCCCGUUGACCAUGUGGGCAUAUUCAGUUUUGAACAGCCAAGUGUUUAAGGGCUUCAUCAUCUUCCUCAUCCUCUUGAACAUGCUGGUCCUCAUGAUCUCCACGGAGAUUUUGAACAAGACCGAGGAUCACUUUGUGAAAGCGAAGAUUGCUCUGGAAGUCAUCAUAUGGGUCAUUGUCCUCAUCUUUAUCAUUGAGAUUGGGAUGCACUGUUGCAUCAGCUUCCACAAGUAUUGGCAAAACUCUUGGAACAUAUUUGACUGCACUGUCACCAUCAUCACCUUUAUUCCCGAACUCUUUUACCUUACACACAAAACCCACACCGUGGCAGGCUUACGGAUCCUUCAGGUUUGCCGCGUGCUGCGCUGCUUGAAGCUCUUCCCGAGACUCCAGCAAGUCAGAGUUCUCAUCAUGGCCAUUGCCAAAGCCUUGAAAGCGAUGGCUUUCAUCCUGGUGCUCUUAAUCUUCUUCUUCUAUGUCUUUGCUGUAUCGGGCAUUUUCUUUUUUGAGAGCUACAGUCGCUCUGAGCGGGAUGACCUAACGUUCAGCAUGUAUUUCACAGAUAUGCCCAACGCUUUGGUGACUAUUUUCAUCCUCUUCACGAUGGACCAUUGGUACGCUCUGUUGCGAGAUACAUGGAAAGUCCCAGAGAUCAACAAGGUCAUCAGUGGCGUGUUCGUCUGCCUCUGGCUUCUAAUUGGGGCAUUCAUUUUCAGGAACCUCAUUGUGGCCAUCAUGGUCACCAAUUUCCAGAAUAUUCGAAAUGACCUGAGCGAAGAAGUGGAGCAGAUAGAGACUCAGCAGCAAGCAGACAAAUUUAAGAUGGAGAUUAUGGAGCAAAGACACAGCCUGCCUCAGUCACAGCUCGAGGGAGCCAACAGAAUGCCAGAGAGUUAUGCAGAGACACCGUCAACACGUCCACCUGCAGAGAAUCAUGUUCACACCUCACAUGAACUCUAUAAUGGGGAUUUGGACUGGGAGACCUACAUCCACAAGAACCUGCCAGGACUCUAUGAAGCUGAUGAUGAUGAGAAAGUCGUGUGGCCCAGGGAUUCCCUCUUCCGCUACUUUGAGCUGCUAGAGAAGCUGCAGUACAACCUGGAUGAACGGAAGCAACUGCAGCAUUAUGCCGUGCUGGCUUUAUCCAAUCUGGAGGAUAAGUAGUGGGCGCUGGAGGCUGAUGAUCCUUGCCUGACCCCAAAUAAGCACAGGUUCUAAAUAUGGCAGGAUACUAAUACUAAAUUCAGAGGUUUGUUUGUAUUAAAGAAUCUUAAAGACCACAGUUUGUGCUUGAUGACUUA
This is a messenger RNA of Pogona vitticeps (central bearded dragon), 1637 nucleotides long. RefSeq names its product cation channel sperm associated 2 (gene CATSPER2). The record is from RefSeq and is a predicted model, not a curated record. Gene Ontology annotation, cellular component: membrane; CatSper complex. Gene Ontology annotation, molecular function: calcium-activated cation channel activity. Gene Ontology annotation, biological process: flagellated sperm motility; fertilization; transmembrane transport. NCBI's taxonomy places the organism in Eukaryota, Metazoa, Chordata, Lepidosauria, Squamata, Agamidae.